This is a messenger RNA of Synchiropus splendidus (mandarinfish), 3597 nucleotides long. Its product is annotated as NXPE family member 3-like. The transcript has 7 exons. Bases 471 to 2165 code for a protein of 564 amino acids. The record is from RefSeq and is a predicted model, not a curated record. Lineage: Eukaryota; Metazoa; Chordata; Actinopteri; Syngnathiformes; Callionymidae.
GAAUAGUAACGACGGAACUAUAGUGGAUGACUGACAACCGAAACUGGUGCUUGGAAUUGAGUCACCAUCAAAGAUGUUUUUUUUUUUGUUUGUUUGUUUGUUUUUAAACAUAGUGAAUGCAUUGGGCUCCUUUGAUGCGGUAUAAAAACGAUGUCAUCAUAUUCGCCCUGAAUCUGAUGAUAGGAGAAGUCAUUCAUUCAACUGGCCGGACAGUGCGGAGUUCUUUUGGUUAUAAGUCUGCAUUUCAUGCUUGAUCUCUUUGUCCACAGACGGGACGCGAACCUGCGUGUCCGGUAUCGGGACCUGCGGAUGUGACAGAAGGCGGCGACUGAAGGCGAUUAGAGGAAACACCAGAGACUGGUUCACCUGUGGAACCGCUGAGUCACUGGAAAAGACACAAACGGCGACAGCAUCCGAGGAGAAACACCAACAGGCAGUUGAUAAACCAGGUCGACAACAGAAUUUUGACGAUGAAGGAGGAAGUUGAGAAGCCUGAUAAAUGCAGCUGCCAUAAAUUUGUCGUGGUUUUCAUUUUCCUGACCACCUUCGCAAUAAUUCUCCUCUCAUAUUACAUGGAAAAGGAUCAGAAGGUGGCCCCACCUCCACUUAAUUCAUUGGGUCAGAACAAAGUCUACACCGUUCCAGUUUGGGAUCUAACUACUGCAUCUAAAGGGGACAACUUCUGCAGAUUCCCGCCAGUUUCACCUGAAGAUGCUGUGGAAGAGCGCCUUCUUCUGGCAUCAAACGCUUGGCCAACACCAUCACUACUCACCAAUUUUUCACUCAGCAAAACCAGCAACCCUCGUGGCAGCCACUUCGUCAUUUUGACCAAAGAUUGGGAUCCACAGUGGCAUGUCGGCGAUCAGCUUAAAGUCCUGAUUCAAAUCAACGACUUUCAGGGAAAUCCUAAAAAAACUGGCGGUGACUUUAUUCUUGCUCGACUCCACAACCCAGUUCUUCGCGCUGGUGUCACAGGACAGGUUACUGACCAUCUCAAUGGCUCCUACUCUGCUGAGUUUCCUCUGCUGUGGGACGGAAGGGCUGAAGUUGAGGUUACCCUCGUGCACCCCAGUGAGGCCAUAACAGUGCUGAGCCGACUGACCAAAGAACAUCCUGACAGAGUUCAAUUUGUCAGCAUUUUCCGCAGUGGGAAAGUCUCUGAACAAACUGUAUGUAAUGUUUGCCUGCGUCCAACCAAAGAGCCGAUAUGCAACUUCACUGACUCCAAAACGGGGGAGCCGUGGUUCUGCUACAAGCCAAAGAAACUAGACUGUGACACCAGAGUAAUCCACUCCAGGACCAAUUUCAUAGUGAACUUUGGGCCUUAUGCGACUCUUUUUCAAAGCAAAGUCAACAUGAAUGUUUUCAUUUCUCCCUCAGGAGCAUCAAGUGUGAAUGUUUUGCAAAAUGUAAACGGCACAGCAAGUGGCUCAAAGUUCAACCAGUCUGGUUACUACCUCAACGGCUUGUGGCAAUCCUUGACCUCCACGCCUGUUCACCAUUUUGACACUACCGCAGCCAUCAGUCAGUGUUUGCAAAACAAAAUGCUCUACAUGUAUGGCGACUCCACAGUCAGACAGUGGUAUGAAUAUUUAAUUGGAAGACUACCAGAUCUCAUGCACUUCAACAUGAACAGCUUGAAACUAAUUGGACCGUUUAUGGGAAUUGACUAUAAAAGGAAAACUAUGGUGAGGUUUCGGGUUCAUGGUCCACCUCUACGUUUCACUCCGCUUCCUGUCGCUGAGCUCCACUACGUUGCCAAUGAGCUGGACACACUCGUCGGAGGAGAAAACACCGUUGUGGUGUUUGGAGUCUGGGCUCACUUCGGCACGUUCCCCACAGAGAUUUACAUCCGACGCCUGCUUAGCAUCCGCAAGGCUGUCGUCCGACUGCUGAAAAGAGCCCCGGACACUCUGGUGGUGAUCCGCACUGCAAACCUCAGACACCUAACUCCUGCAAUAGCGUGGACCAACAGUGACUUUUAUUCAAUGGAGCGAGACAAGAUCCUCAGGGCUGUUUUCAAAGAUGUGAAUGUCCGCUGGGUGGAUGCCUGGGAAAUGACUGUGUCUCAUUAUCUUCCGCAUGAUAUCCACCCUCCAGUACCCAUCAUUAAGAAUAUGAUUGAUGUACUUUUGUCCUUCAUUUGCCCUGGAAUGGUGAGCUAAGUUUUCCCCAUGAUUCAUCAUUGUAGGUGACAUCUUUAAACCUGACCAGCUGCUGAUGUGCCCCAGACAAUAUUCUACUGACAAUAACCCCAAGGCAAAGAAAGCUCAAGGUCAAGGUGAAACGGUUCUCACCUGGCAGAUGUAAGACGGCCGUCUGUCCAGUACAGGUUUUAAAACUUUUAGCCGUGCGCUGAAAAAAAAAAAAGCAAGAUCCUCAAUGAGCCCUUGCUGUCUGAUCAGUCUCUUCCUGGGCUCCUCUCGUACCACACCCUUUGCUUUCUCUCAGCAUAUCCUGGAAUGCAAAUCUUUUGCUGUGCAAGUGUGUGAUAUUGCACCGCUGAUGUGUGUGCCGAACUGAUCCCAUUUGCUGCUUCUCUGUCCUUUCGGUCUAAAAGUGCCUAUACCCGAUUGUUAGGAGUUAAACAAAUUUAAACUACUACUAUAUACUACUACUACUACUACUAUACUCAGUCGUUCUCAAUACCUCCCUGAAACUUCCCUUUACCUACUGCCUUACUGUCAUGCGUCCACAUGUAGUUUGUCUGGACUUUCAUUCCUCUUCUCACAUCUCUCCACUUCAUGGGGGCAUGAGCUCACCUUCAUUUUGGAGUUGAUUUGGAUGGUCGAUUCGUCCCUCACACCUUAAAGUCGCUGAUUCUCCUGGUGACAAACAGGGGGGUCAGUCCUCAUAGAACAGAGGUCAGGAACCAAUGCCUGGCAAGCCUCAUGUGCCUCUUUUGAUAAGGAGUCUUGCUCUUUGACAUGAAAAGUUGGAUUGCAAAGUAAUGUAAGAACUAACAGCAGAUUUUAUUCUGGGUUUUUUUUUCCAAAUUUAGCCAUUUGAGACCACCGUAACAAAUGAAGUUGCAUGUGAGGUGCCAUCACCCUCGACAGCAAACUCAGUAACGCUGACUUCUCAUGAUGCUCUGCAGCUCAGAUCAACCAUUCACAGUCAUUGAGCACUAAAUUAUGGAAUUUUGCGGGCAAACAGGCUUCAUGCUGCCAAGAGUGCUCCUUGUCACAUCAGACCCAUGAAAUUACAGGCAUUUUAUUGACAUUAAAGUGCUAAAAUGCGCUGUUUCUUCCCACUUCUCUCCUGUUCCCAGAUGACCGUCUGUAGAGGCAGAGCCGUGCUGUAUCGAUCUACCACUGUGAUUGGUUGAAUGGACUGCAAAGCACCAUGGGAACUGUCACCGUAACUGAAUUUAUUUUUGAGCUUAAUGGGUCCUAUGCUCCUCUGACCAUAGAGUCCUUGUUGACGGUGGUAUUAAGUGAAUGCGCUGUACUGUAGUGAAUGAAGACACAGUUCGUAGUCACCACAUCGCAGAACCAUUCAGUAUCGCAAGACAACAACAUACAUCAACUGGUGCAAUCGACCUGCCACACGGGGAAUCUAACUUUAUCGCUUUAAAAGUAUUGUAUAAAAAUAAGC